Molecule: messenger RNA, 1605 nt
Organism: Peronospora matthiolae
Lineage: Eukaryota; Oomycota; Peronosporomycetes; Peronosporales; Peronosporaceae
Source: the annotation of a GenBank genome assembly
AUGGCACCACACGAGACCACGACUGCUGCUCUAGGCUUGGGUCAGCUGGGCAUUGAGAACGACUGCACAGUGUUUCACAAUCUCUCGUACGGCCAGCUCGCGGACCACGAAAAGCGCUACCGAGAGGGCUCGUUCGUCGCCAAUGGCACGUUUGCAGUGGACACGGGCAAGUUCACGGGUCGCUCGCCCAAGGACAAGUUCAUUGUGAAGCAGGCGCCGUCGCAGGACAAGGUCUGGUGGGGCGCAAUCAACCAGCCGACGACGGCCGCCGUGUUUGACACGCUCUACGACAAAGCUGCCAAGCAUUUCAGCUCGGUGGACCGCAUGUACGUGUUUGACGGCCACUGCGGCGUGAAUGAGAAGUCACGUCUUAACGUGCGCAUCGUGACGGAGCUGGCGUGGCAGCACCACUUUGUGACGAACAUGUUCAUCCGACCCGAGGUUGCGAGCGUGGCGAAUAGCUUUGCAGCCGACUUUACCGUCAUUAACGCGUGCAACAUUGUGGACGAGGACUGGGAGGCGCACGGGCUGAACUCGGAGGUCUUUGUGCUCUUCAACAUUGAGAAGCACAUGGCCAUUAUCGGCGGCACCUUCUACGGCGGCGAGAUGAAGAAGGGCAUCUUUAGCAUGAUGAACUACUACCUGCCACUGAACGGCGUCAUGGCCAUGCAUGCGUCGGCAAACAUGGGCAAAGCAGGCGACACGACCCUUUUCUUUGGCUUGUCUGGCACAGGCAAGACGACGCUGUCGGCCGAUCCGAAGCGCGAGCUGAUUGGCGAUGACGAACACGGCUGGGACGACGAGGGCGUGUUCAACUUUGAGGGCGGGUGUUACGCCAAGACGAUCAACCUGAGCCAGGAGACCGAGCCGGACAUCUUUAAUGCCAUCCGACCGAACGCGAUGCUGGAGAAUGUCUGGAUUGACGCGAACAAGAAUGAACCCGACUACUUUAACGCGACCAAGACGGAGAACGGCCGCGUGUCGUACCCGAUCUACCACAUUCCACACCACGAGCCCAACUCUCGAGGCAACCACCCGAACGCCGUCAUCUUCCUCACGUGUGACGCGUACGGCGUUUUACCGCCCGUAUCCAAGUUGUCGGCCGGCCAGGCCCAGUAUCACUUUCUAUCAGGCUACACGGCCAAGGUGGCGGGCACGGAGCGCGGGAUCACGGAGCCCCAGGCCACGUUUUCGACGUGCUUUGGCGCGGCGUUCAUGACACUGCACCCGACCAAGUACGCCGAUCUGUUGAAGGAGAAGCUGCAACAGCAUCAGACGCCCGUGUAUUUGAUCAAUACUGGCUGGACGGGUGGCGUGUAUGGCGUGGGGAAGCGCAUGAAGCUGCCGCUGACACGCAAGUGCGUCGAUGCCGUGCUGGAUGGCAGUAUCAAUGACGCGUCGUUUGUCAAGGACGCGCUCUUUGGUUUUGAGAUCCCGACAAGAGUCGAGGGCGUGCCGUGCGAGAUGUUGAACCCGAAAGAGUCGUGGAUGGACAAGAAGGCGUUUGACAAGACGGCGCUUACGUUGGCCAAGGCUUUUCAGGACAACUUUGAGCAGUUUAUUCUGCCGGAAAACGACUUGUCGGUGUACGGUCCGAGCGUGUGA